AUGCAGUUAGACGCAAACGAAGUGAUAUUAAAGAAAGAUUUCAUGGCGAAGAGAUCGCAGAUAAGAAAAUAUAUGUUCCUGGGUCCCAAAUAUCGCGGCAAAUGGUUCAUUCUUACACCAAACGCUUUUAAAUAUUACGAUGGCAGCAUCGAGACUGGACCAAAGCGCGUAAAGGGUGAGAUUAGGUUGUCCUCGGUUCUUGCUGUGGAAACAGUUGAUGGCGAGUUCUUGGACAACAGACCUUACGCUUUUCAGGUGGUUUACAAACAAAACGAAGUAGGCCAUCUUGACGACAAGAGCAUGAUCUAUGUUAUCUCGGUCAGUGAGGAUCAGAAAAUUGAAUGGAUCCAGUCAAUUUAUGAAGCUUGUCACGAGGUAGGUUGUCAGUUCAGUAAACUGUUUCACAGAGGUGUGUGGUUGGGUAAAUGCUACAGUUGUUGCUCCAGCAUAAAUCAGAGAAGUGAAGGUUGCCAACCAACCACAGUUGUCACGGCGAAAGUUAUACUGGAAGGUUGA
This is a messenger RNA of Helobdella robusta, 516 nucleotides long. RefSeq lists its product as hypothetical. NCBI's taxonomy places the organism in Eukaryota, Metazoa, Annelida, Clitellata, Rhynchobdellida, Glossiphoniidae. The record is from RefSeq and is a predicted model, not a curated record. The coding region runs from base 1 to 516 and encodes 171 amino acids. The transcript has 4 exons. Gene Ontology annotation, biological process: intracellular signal transduction.